Molecule: messenger RNA, 3469 nt
Organism: Bombus pascuorum
Lineage: Eukaryota; Metazoa; Arthropoda; Insecta; Hymenoptera; Apidae
Product: nuclear RNA export factor 1-like
Exons: 3
Coding region: 742-2676 (644 amino acids)
Biological process (GO): poly(A)+ mRNA export from nucleus
Cellular component (GO): nucleus; cytoplasm
Molecular function (GO): protein binding; RNA binding
Source: RefSeq, a predicted model, not a curated record
ACAUCGCCCCGGAAGUUAUAUUACGCCAAUGAUAUGGGAAUCCUGUUGAUUGGUGGUCUAUGGGCAUUAUAUUGUACGAAUUUCUAAUUGGCUGUGUACUAUUUUUUGGUGAUACUCCGGAAUAAUUGUUUGCUCAUACUGUUAACGAUGAUACCGAUUGGCCGGAUGAGGAUGAUUGACCUGUUGAGUCAGAAGCAAAAGAUAUUAUAACAGCGUUGCUUCAACAAAGUCCUAGAGAUCGUUGAAUAAUUGAUGGAUCUCAUAAAGUAAAAGAGCAUCCACGUAUAACACAUGCGAUAUAAUUCCUAUCGUCGUAUUAAUAUUGAAAAUUAACAAAUCUGUACUACUUUAGCUCGUAUGGAUAGAUAUAAUCACGAUACAAGCGACGAUGCUGAUGACACCGAUGUCACCCGCCAUAUUGUUUCCGCUUAGCGUUAAUCAAGCGUCGUGUGCAGGAUACUUCGCGAAGCGUGUAUUUUUGCUAUUUGUUAAAGUACAUUGUUUUAUAUAAGAUAUAAAAAAAAUAUUUGAGAAGACCUAGAGGUCGUUUAGGCACUGAUGGAUCUCAUAAAGUAAAAGACCAUCCAUAUAGGGGCGCUGGUCCCCUAGAGAGGCGACGUUGCCGAUGAUACCGGUGACUCGUCCCCGCCAUAUCCUUUCUGCUCAGUACUAGUAAAGCGUCCGUGCCGUACACUUCGUGAAGCGUGCAUUCUUGCUGUUUGUUAAAGUAAUUUGUAGAAGAUGCCGAAAAGAGCAUAUGAACCACAACGUGCUGGCCUAGAUGGAAGAUACGAAAAUUUCAACGAUAAACGCUAUUUUGAGCACGAUGACCGUGCACCCAGGAAUGACAGAGGUUCAUAUCUUAGCAAUAGGCCUAGAGUAUCGUUCAAAACACAAGCAAGACCAACAAGGGAUGUGCCUAGAAGUCUAGCAUUAGCAUGCUUAGAUGAAGAUGUACAAAUGGCAACAAGUUCUAAUAAUAAUAAUAAUAAUAAUAAUAAUAGGCAAGUUAUUAUGACAGGAAGAAAUAGAAGGACGCAACGUGGAAGAAAUAGUCCUGUGCCUCAUACAAGACACAGGACUAGUUUGGUUCCUAAACCUAGGAGAUUUCCUAUGGGAGAAACUAAUUGGUAUAAAAUUACUAUACCAUAUGGACAGAAAUACGAUAAAGAUUAUAUAAUAAAUAAUCUUCUUAGUCAUAUAGCACCGGAAACUUUUGUUCCAAUAAUGUAUCGAGUUUUUGGAACUAAAGCCAAUUUUUACGUGGAUGAUGAGAAAAUAGCAGUUGCGUUAUUUGACUGUCAUCGUAAAAUUACAAUUACUGAUGAAUACAAAUUAUUAGUAAGAGUCUCAAAAUCAUCGUUUCCUCGAUGUGAAAUUGAUGACAAAUUGAAAGAAAGAUUGAAACAAGCCAUGGCUAAACGAUUUGUGCAUGCUACAAAUGCACUAGACUUGUCAAGGUUUCACAGAGAUCCAGAUCUUGUUUCCGACUACUUUUGUGCGCUAUUCCAACCUGCAAUAUUAAAAGCAGUGUUAGACAUUGUAUCAGAAUACAUACCAGAUUUAGAGGCAUUAAAUUUGGAUGGAAAUAAGUUGCAGACAAUCCAAGAUUUAAAUAUUCUGGAUAGAAAAUUUUUAAAGUUGAAGAUAUUGUAUAUUGGAGAUAACAAGAUAAAAGAUAUUAAUCAAUUGGAUAUUAUCAAAGAUCUGAAAUUGGAGGAGCUCAAAUUGGCAGGGAACCCUAUAUGCAACCAGUAUAAAUCUCGACAAUAUGACUACAUUAGUGACGUGCGCACGAGGUUCCCCAAACUCCUUCGACUGGAUGGUAUGGAUCUCCCAAAGCCAAUCCUAUUCGAUGUGGUGGACGUAGGAAACAUACCCCCUUCUCAGAGGACGUUUGUUGCAAAUGCAAAAGCACAAGAAAUUGUUAGUCAAUUUCUACAGCAAUACUUUCUUAUAUUUGAUAGUGAGAAUCGCCAACCAUUGCUAGAUGCGUAUGUCGAACAUGCGUGUUUUAGCAUGACCGUGUCUUAUCCUCCUCACUAUACUAACAAAUUAAAUGGAUACCUAAUGGAAAACAAGUACCUAAAGGACGACAGAAACCUGUACAGAACAAACGAUACAAACGAUAGGCAGAAGUUAUUAAAAUAUGGUCGUUUGCCCGUAGUUUCAUUUAUUUCCGAACUGCCACCAACUUCUCACUAUCUGAAUACAUUCACAAUGGACAUCAACCUGGUUACGGAUGGAAUGAUGUUGAUUACAAUCACUGGACUGUUCAAAGAGCUUGACAAGAAAGAACAACCUAUUCGAUACUUUAAUCGAACCUUUACAAUGGUACCGAAAGGAAAUGGUUGCUGUAUUCAAAAUGAACAACUACAUAUAAGUCAACCGACAGAGACACAAUUAAAACAGUUGAGUGAUCAACAACAAGCGCAAAUGACAAAUCCAGAAUCACAGACUCCUUCAAUUAGCGACGAUGCAAAAUCAUUAACGGUUCAGUUACCCGAAGACGUAAAACAACAAAUGACGAUGACUCUCAGUCAACAAACAAACAUGAACUUGGAAUGGAGUUUAAAAUGUUUAGAAGAACUAUCAUGGAAUUAUGACAAUGCGCUUUCAGCGUUUCAAGAAUUUUACAAACUGGGACAAGUACCAGCGGAAGCAUUUAAUAAAUAAGAAUAUAAUACAUGAAGACUUAGAAAAAUUUCAAUUUUAUUCAUUAUUCUUUUCUGCUGCACGUGUCUUUACAGUACAUGAUACUAGUGUGCGAUACAAUUGAUUUUGACUUUCAUUUUUGUAUGUCUGAAGUUUCGUACAGUGAUACAAUAUUCCAAACUUCAGAUUUUAAUUUCUUAUAGUUAUUUACAACAUACAAUUGUAAUUCACUUUUGGAAUUAUAUCGAACAUGAGCAUUGUGUUCAUUAUGAGAAACACAAAUAAUACUUAGAUUUUUCGCACUGCUAGUUCAAUUACGAAUCAUAUUUCGUAUGUAUAUAAUGAUGCGCAUUUUAUAUUAUGAUUCAAGUAAUCUAUAUUUGAUACGUUUGUUCCAUCCUAGAACACGUAUGCGAUAGUACUCUAACGUUUGUAAAUAGACAAUUUUAUAAUACUAUAUAAUUAUUUGUGCCUUUCUUUGAUUAAACUGUCUCAAAUGAAAUGAGCAUCAUUAUAUAUUUGAUACAGAUUAGUUUACAUUAAAUUUAAUAAGGCUACAAUAUCAUGAAUGUAUAAUCUUAGAAUGAUUAUAUCACAUCUAACUUCAUAUCAUGCUGGUUGUUUGUAUUUAUGACAAAUAUGUUGCGUAAUUUUAUGAACAUUUAAAUAAUGAAAACAUCCAUCACAUAGCGUGAAAAAAAUCUAUUCUCUCUAUAGCGAAUUUCUUUCUUUAGUUUGAUAUUAAAGUUAUUGUGAUAAAAUAGUUCUAGCAAAAGAAUUUAACAUCGAUAGUUAAAGAAAUACGAAUCAACCA